AUGGAGACUAUCAACGUGGAUGUUCUGGUCUGUGGGGGAGGAAUGUCUGGAAUGGCAUGUGCUGCUUUCGCAACCGAAGCAGGAGCUCAAACAAUGGUUGUCGAGAAGCAACCCGAUGUCGGUGGCUCAUCAAAUUACUCUGCGGGAAUGUUCUGGGCACCGCAAAACUACGAUAAGCUGAGAUCUUGGGUCCCAGCAGGAGACCCUACUCUACAAAAAGCCUGGCUGAAAGAUUACCUGCCCGCAGUGCAGUGGAUGCGUGACAACGGAGUGCCUACUGCAAAACGUUUCGAUGGCAUCAUGACAAUAGGUAUCGGGUUCCCAAUCAAAAUACCGCACCUUCAAGAUCUCCAUCAAAAACGCAUCAAGUCGAGCAACGCAAAUGCACUUUUCACAAACACCUCGGUGGUCAGGCUAAUUCAGAAAGAGUCUGGUGUGCCUGGAUCGAGUGUAACCGGUGCCAUCAUUUGUCGGCAUAACUCCAAUUCGCCAUCUACAUACUAUGAGGUUCAAGCUAAGUUGGUUGUUUUGGCCACUGGUGGAUUCCAAGGUUCUUCCGAUAUGACCUCGAAGUACCUAGGACAGGGUGGAGAUAAUAUCUUCGUGCGUUCGAAUCGUGGUUCGGUGGGCGACGGGCUCAAUAUGGCCAUUGAAGCUGGUGCUGGGACUAGCAGGGGUAUGAAUACCUAUUAUGGCCAUCUAAUGCCAGCUCCACUCCGAGCUGAGGACGUGAAGCCAAAGGAAUAUCUUCCACUUGCCCAAUAUCAAAGCAAAUAUUGCCUGUUGAUCAAUGAAUCCGGUCGACGAUUUGCAGAUGAAUCAACAGGAGAUGAAAUCAUCAACCAAUAUCUUGCCAAGCAGGAAAAGCGUCGUGGGUUUAUAUUGUUUAAUGAGGAAACCCGCCUCCGACACAGUGUGGGUGCGCUGUUUCCCAAUGCUGGUGAUGUCGAUCGUCUGCAAAAAGCGCGCGACCACGGUUGUAAUGUUGGAAAGGCUUCAACGCUGAAUGAAUUGAUGAAUAUUCUUCAUAAUUGGGGGGUGAACGAUGUGCAGACAAGACGCACCAUCGAGCAGUAUGAUCAAGUAAUGCGUUUGGGGCACAAGCACAUCUCCUUGGAUGCCCCUGUUGGCCGUGGUGGACCGCAGCCUGCACCUUUGGUGGAUGGAGAAGGUCCAUUUUAUGCCAUUGAGGUCCAGCCAUCUAUUACCUUCACCUACGGUGGAAUCGCGAUCGACACACAAGGGCACGCGCUGACCCCUGACAAGUCUAUCAUUCCAGGCUUGCUUGUAGCAGGCGUCGAUGCUGGUGGUUUUAGCAACCUUGGAUAUGCUGGAGGCCUUGCUCUGGCCUUUGUGACAGGCUUUUGGGCUGCCCAAGAGGCUGCAAAACAAUUGAAUUUGCCGGUCCCUCGCCUUCCUCCUGCUGAUUCUCGCGAUGGGGAGGAAAGACCAGUUCCAGGCCGUCUGUAG
This is a messenger RNA of Penicillium antarcticum, 1470 nucleotides long. RefSeq names its product FAD-dependent oxidoreductase. NCBI's taxonomy places the organism in Eukaryota, Fungi, Ascomycota, Eurotiomycetes, Eurotiales, Aspergillaceae. The transcript has 6 exons. The coding region runs from base 1 to 1470 and encodes 489 amino acids. The record is from RefSeq and is a predicted model, not a curated record.